This is a messenger RNA of Dioscorea cayenensis subsp. rotundata (Guinea yam), 3832 nucleotides long. Its product is annotated as putative disease resistance protein RGA3. The record is from RefSeq and is a predicted model, not a curated record. The transcript has a single exon. NCBI's taxonomy places the organism in Eukaryota, Viridiplantae, Streptophyta, Magnoliopsida, Dioscoreales, Dioscoreaceae. Gene Ontology annotation, biological process: defense response to other organism. Bases 278 to 3724 code for a protein of 1148 amino acids. Gene Ontology annotation, molecular function: ADP binding.
CUCAGCGUGUCAGCAGCAGGGCCCUUUUCGUCCUUUUCUAACAGAACAAAGGUCAUACUCUAAUAUUUAAAUAACAAAACAUUAUAAACUAGUUACGUCGAAAUCAUAUGGUAAUGGAAACAAAACUCUCGAAAUUACAUGGCAAUGGAAGUCAAGUGCUCGAUUAAGGGUCAGUCAACAACAACUCAAGCUUAUCAAUAUCCAGACUUAAAAGAAUUACCAUCACCCAUCUCUAACCUCCUCCGGCCAAGUCAACUCUGUCAACACGAAGAGCACAAUGGCAGGAGAAGCAGUUCUAUCUGCUUUCAUGCAGGUUCUAUUUGAGAAGUUGGCUGUUGCUGCUUUGGAUGAAUACAAAUCUCUCCGGAACACAAAGAAAGAACUGCGAAGCCUCCGCAACACAUUGUCAUCAAUACAAGACUUGCUUGAGGAUGCAGAGAAUAAGCAGGUGAAGGAGAAGCAGGUGCGGCGUUGGCUUAUGAAGCUCAAAGAUGUGGCCUAUGACAUCGAUGACCUGCUAGACGAGUACACAGCGGCAACUCCACGUCCAAAGGUAACAAGACAUCUUCUCACUUGCAAUUUUUGCGUCAACGAAGCUUUGCUUACUUCUAAAAUAGCACGCAAGAUCAAAGGCAUCAAUAAGAGGUUAGAAAAUAUCUUUAGAGAACGAGAUGUUCUCGGUCUUCAAGUGUUGGGCAGAAGAAUUGAAAUUGAAAUUGAAAAUGAAAUUGAAGAGAGGCCUCAGACAAGCUCGCUGGUUGAUGGUUCUCAUGUUUUCGGAAGAGAACAAGAUAAAGAAAAUGUAGUCAAAUUGCUGCUAACCUCUAGUGAAGGAUUGGGAUUCAACAAUCGUCGUAAAGUUGUAAUCCUCCCUGUUGUUGGCAUGGGUGGGCUAGGCAAGACCACACUCACACAGCUUGUCUACAAUGACAGCAGAGUCAAGGAACACUUCCAGCUGAGAAUGUGGGUGUGUGUCUCUGAGAACUUUGAUGAGAGGAAGCUGACCAGAGAAACACUGGAGGGGACUCUAGUUGACUACAACCACAACAACAGCAACCACAGCACCACCACCACCACCACCACUACCACAAACAUGAACAUGCUGCAAGAAGAUCUUUUCAAGAGGUUGAAGGGGAAGCGGUUUUUGCUCGUUUUGGAUGAUGUUUGGAAUGAGGACCAUCAGAGAUGGCAGAGGUACUAUGCCGCAUUGACCGCUGGAGACAUAGGGAGCAAGAUCAUGGUGACAACCCAGAAUGAAAAUGUUGGGAGGAUUAUGGGUGGCUUGCCGGCCUACCAUUUGAAACCAUUGUCAGACCAUGAUUGUUGGUCUGUGUUCAGGAAUUGUGCUUUUGUUGAUGGUAACUCAAGCGGGCAUCCGAAACUGGAGGAGAUUGGAAAGGAGAUUGUCAAAAAUCUCAAAGGAUUUCCCCUUGCAGCAAAGGCCCUGGGGAGUCUCUUGUAUUCCAAAUUAGAUGAAAAUGAUUGGAAAAACAUCUUGAGAAGUGAAAUUUGGGAGCUGCAGCCAGACCAGAACAACAACAUAUUGCCAGCUCUUAGACUGAGCUACAAGCAUUUAUCCCCAAAUCUGAAACAGUGCUUUGCAUUUUGUGCAGUGUUUCACAAAGAUUACGUGUUUGAAAAGGAUAAUUUGGUGCAGAUGUGGAUGGCCCUUGGUUUCAUUCAGCCUCAAGGAAGGAAAAGCAUGGAAGACAUAGGAAAUGGUUAUUUAGAUGAUUUAGUAAGCAGAUCCUUUUUUGAAGCCCAAAAUGGCAGUUAUUUCAUGCAUGAUGCAAUCCAUGAGCUGGCGCGAUCAGUCGCUGCAAUGGAAUGUGUUAGAUUGGAAGAUGGUUGGCAAAACACUACCUUCUCGAAGAAAGCCCGCCAUUCCUCGUUUUCCUGCAGUAACACAAUGGACACUUCCUUUGAACAGUUUUAUGGGUUCAAAAGCCUAAGAACUCUGUUGGUCCUGGAAGGAUACAAAUCCAGGACUAGGCCAAUUCCAAAUGAUCUAUUCUUAAAGCUGAAAUUCCUGCGAGUGUUGGACCUGCAGCGCAGAGACAUCGAUAAGCUGCCAUCCUCAAUUGAAAAUCUGCAACAACUGCGAUAUCUCUGCCUAUCUCGAACUGGUAUUAAAGCACUGCCAUCAUCCCUUACCAGGCUGUGCGGUUUGCAGACGCUCAAGCUGAAAUAUUGCACCGAACUGAGCCAUCUACCAGUUGAUGUGACUAACCUAAUCAACCUCAGACAUCUUGAAGUAAACAGCUCACUGAUCUUGGAUAUUGCCAGAAUUGGGAAGCUCGCCCACCUUCAAAAACUCGCUGAAUUCUUGGUUCGCCGGAGCAAUGGAUUCAGGAUAACAGAGCUAAAGCACAUGGCGGAACUUCGGGGUCAUCUUCGCAUCUCUGGUCUUGAGAAUGUGACCAGUGGUGAUGAGGCUGUUGAGGCUAUGUUGAGUGCCAAGAGUUCCCUUUCCUCACUGGAGCUUGUUUGGUGCAAUGAAAGCCUCAUGGACGGCCAGUCAAUCCAGCAAGAUGUCCUCAGAGGCCUCCAUCCGCAUGUAGAAUUGAGAGAGCUUAUAAUCAAGGGAUACUCAGGAUUCCGCUUUCCGGGAUGGCUGGGGAGUUCGUCACUGUCCAGUCUACACACCAUCCAGCUGUCAAACUGCAACAAGUGCAUGCUCCUCCCACCUCUUGGGCAGCUCCCCUUCCUCAAACGCCUGGACAUAGAUGGAUUGCAAGCAGUCACACACAUUGGGCAAGAGAUUUUAGGCCAAGGUGAAAUCAUGGGAUUUCCAUCAUUGAAUGUACUAGUGCUCCAAGACAUGACUUACUUGGAGGAAUGGUCGGUGGCAGAAGGCCAAAUAGUGUUGCCUUGCAUCACCGAAAUCCAGGUUAGUGAAUGUCCCAAGCUGAGAAGGCUACCACCAGUACCUCCGACGGUAAACAGGUUGACAAUAUCAGAAGUGGGAGUGAACUGCCUUCCUCAACUCAAGAAGACAUCAGCAAAUACUACUAGUACUGCACUCUCAUCCUUAUAUGUACAUGAAUGCUCCAGUUUGAAAUCACUGAGUAAUGGAUUGCUGAGCCAGGAGCUGAACUCUCUCAGGGAAUUGACAAUUGCCAACUGUGAAGAGCUGGUGUCACUGCCAAUGGAUGGCUUCAAACCGCUUGUCUCAUUAACAAACCUUCACAUCUACAACUGCCCAAAGCUCAAGUGUGGUCUUCCGGAGGCCACAGAUCUGCUUCCAGAAUCACUUGAAGACCUGAGAAUCAGCUCAUGCAGUACAGAGCUGAUCAACCCAAUGCUCAAAUGUUUAUCGUGUCUCACAUCACUAACGCACUUGAACUUGACCGAUUGCUCUCAGCUCAGCCAUUUUCCUGAGGAAGCCCAGCUGCCAAACAUGCUCAAGUUCUUGGUUUUCUGGAACUGCGUUAAGCUCUGGCGGUUGCCUCCGUUGCUGCAUGUUUCAGGCCUCGAGAGCUUGGUCAUCAGCAACUGUCCAUUAGUGAGCUGCCUUCCGGAAGAGGGCCUCCCUGCGGAGCUCCAAGAAUUGUGCAUCAAUGGCUGUCCAUUGUUGAUUGACCUGCUUGAAGAUGACAGUGGGAGGGAAUGGGCUAAGAUUGCCCCUGUAUCCAAGGUGGAGAUUGAUCAUGUCCGGAGAGCAGGAAUGGAUGGCAAGGCAGCAUUUGGCUCUAUCAAGUGGAGGCUUGGAACUCGGAGUUGAAUCACUUGCGCAAGGGUACCGGUGAAGUGGAUUUCAACUUAAUUUGUUUUCAGACGCAUCAAAGUUUGCUUGUCCAUUUUAAAAUUAUAAAUGAAUAAUCAAAUCAUA